CCCGGCCCGGCCCGACCUGCCUGGUUCCGGUGACGGACUGUGGACUUGCUUCCUGGUGCCACGGCGGGACCGCAGGUCGACACUCCACCACUGAGCCACGCCGGCCGGGUGAUUAAGUCUCAGUUGCCGCCUUAGAAACUGCAUUUCCGUCCCACUCAGAGAUGGCCGCCCAGUGCGUGACGAAGGUGGAGCUGAACGUGUCCUGUGACCAUCUUCUGGACACAGACAUCGGGUCCAAGUCGGACCCUCUGUGCGUGUUGUUUCUGAACUCGAGCGGACAGCAGUGGUAUGAGGCGGAGCGCACGGAGCGGAUUAAGAACUGCCUGAACCCCACCUUCUCCAAGACCUUCGUCAUUGACUACUACUUUGAAGUGGUGCAGAAACUGAAGUUCGGGGUCUAUGACAUCGACAACAAGACCGUGGAGCUGAGUGACGACGACUUCCUGGGGGAAUGCGAGUGCACCCUGGGACAGAUUGUGUCCAGUAAGAAGCUGACGCGCCCGCUGAUGCUGAGGAACGGCAAGCCCGCGGGGCAGGGCAGCAUCACGAUUUCCGCUGAAGAAAUAAAGGAUAACAGAGUGGUCUUGUUUGAAAUGGAAGCAAGAAAACUGGACAAUAAGGACCUGUUUGGCAAGUCAGACCCUUACUUGGAAUUCCACAAGCAGACGUCGGACGGGACCUGGCUGCUGGUGCACCGAACAGAGGUGAUUAAAAACAACCUGAAUCCUGUCUGGAGGCCUUUUAAAAUCUCUCUUAACUCCCUGUGCUAUGGAGAUAUGGAUAAGACUAUUAAGGUGGAGUGCUACGACUACGACAGCGACGGCUCCCACGACCUCAUCGGGGCGUUCCAGACCACCAUGGCGCAGCUGAGGGGGGCCUCCCGGAGCUCGCCCGUGGAGUUCGAGUGCAUCAACGAGAAGAAGAGGCAGAAGAAGAAAAGCUACAAGAACUCCGGCAUCGUCAGCGUGAAGCAGUGCGAGGUCACGGUGGAGUGCACCUUCUUGGACUACAUCAUGGGCGGAUGCCAGCUGAACUUCACCGUGGGGGUGGACUUCACCGGCUCCAAUGGGGACCCGCAGUCCCCCGACUCCCUUCAUUACAUCAGCCCCAACGGUGUGAACGAGUAUCUGACCGCCAUCUGGUCCGUGGGGGUGGUCGUUCAAGACUACGACGCGGAUAAGAUGUUCCCUGCGUUUGGGUUUGGAGCUCAGAUCCCGCCUCAGUGGCAGGUGUCGCACGAGUUCCCCAUGAACUUCAAUCCAUCCAACCCCUACUGCCAAGGGAUCCAGGGCAUCGUGGAGGCCUAUCGGGCCUGCCUGCCUCAGAUAAAGCUCUACGGACCGACGAAUUUCUCCCCGAUCAUCAACCACGUGGCCAGGUUUGCUGCUGCAGCCACACAGCAGCAGACGGCUUCUCAAUAUUUUGUGCUCCUGAUCAUCACCGACGGCGUGAUCACAGACCUGGACGAGACCAGGCAGGCCAUCGUCAAUGCCGCCAAGCUGCCUAUGUCCAUCAUCAUCGUCGGAGUGGGCGGCGCCGACUUCAGUGCCAUGGAGUUCCUGGACAGCGACAGCGGGGCCCUGCGCUCCCCGUCGGGUGAGGUGGCCAAUAGAGACAUCGUGCAGUUCGUGCCUUUCAGACAGUUCCAGAACGCUCCCAAGGAGGCGCUGGCCCAGUGUGUCCUGGCCGAGAUCCCCCAGCAGGUGGUGGGCUACUUCAACACCUACAAGCUGCUUCCCCCCCAGAACCCUGCCACCACCAAGUGAAGGCUGCCUCCCGACCGUGACCAGCCCGGCGCUUACUGUCACCCGGCAUUCAUGCUGUAACCUAGUUCUCUAUGGGUUCUUUCUACUUAAAGCGUUUUUUAUACUUUCUGGAGGAAAAGUGCUAAGUUAAUCUUUACCAAUCAAUACAGUGGUUGCUUCUGACCCAGGGGCUGCAGUGAGGCUGUCUGGAGGAGACACUCCCGAGGAACGUGGUUUGUUGUUGUGACUGUACUUUCAUAGGAGGAGCUGCCGUUUCCGGUGGUUCCCAGUAGGAGGAAUGGAGCCUGUUGGGCGGUGUGAUUCCAGGUUUCUGUGCAGCAAGCCCCACCUCAGUGACAAGGCUCCUCAGAGCAGAUGACACUGAGCUGUUCCUGUAACGGUUCAGUGCUUCUCGGGGCUAAUCUCGGCGCAUUCCGCCGGGCCUGCUGCAGGCGCUGAGCAACAGGCCGCACACCCUCCCUCUGGCACAGCCGGUGGCCUGAGCCUCGCGCCAGCAGCUGUGCGUGUCACCGCCCAGACCGCUCUGCCUGCGGACACUGUCCGCGAGCCCAGGUCUGCGUGUGUGCGCCACGGCUUGUCCUGUAUUCCCCGUUGUUGGAGCGUUUUCCUGGGAGGGGAAGCACUGAGCUGCUCUGUUGGGAGCCGUGGGACCAAACCAGCACUCCAUUCCGCGUGCGGAUGGGCCGCGGCGCCAUCGGGAGGGACGGUGUCAGACCUUGCUUGCUGAGGCCCCUUAUGCUGAUUUGUACGUAUUCACUUAGACAUUUUUCCUUUUUUUUUGAGUAACAUUUUUAGUCUGAUUUUUAAACUCAUGAUAAUCAAAAUCACAUUUCUCAUUAAUAAUGUGCUAUGUACUAAGCCCAGGAUGUACUGUAUUAAGCAUAAAACCUGUUGUAACUUAAAAAAAAAAAAUCUAGCUCUGCCUUUGGAUAUGGUGGACUUUACAUGCUUUUUUUUUUUCCCCACAUUGGUCCUCAACCCAUCCCGUUUUAUUUUUUAAUUUUUUUUCAAUCUUUAAUUUCUUUAUUGAUUAAGGUAUUUCAUAUGUGCUUUUUAAAGAGUAGAAUUUCCCCCUGAUUUUUACCCUUUAGGACAUAUUGCUUAGCAAACAUGGUCCCAUCAGAAUAGGUUUGGCAGCAUUCCAGGGACCUGUGUGCCCAGGAUCGCACGUGCCCUUAGAUCGCAAUCGUCUUUAACUUCAACAUUAAAACUAUGUGUGGAUCACAAUCCUCGGGAGGCCGGCUGUGUUGACAGUUCAGCGCGUGUCCCGGUUCUCAGACAUGUUGGAGGACAUGACCCCCAGCCAGGAGCAGCCCUGUCCGUGUUCUGGUUGCAGCUCCGUGUGCUUGGAAACAGCACAGAGAUGUUGCUGGCUUUGUUUCCUUUUAAACCCACAUGGCCCCUCUUAACUCCCGGACCCUUAAGUUUCUCCUGCAGCACCAGCACCACCUGCAGGGGGCGCUGGGGUCACCAGCAUGGGGGCUUAUUGGUUCCACGCUGAUCACAAUCCUCACACCAUGGCCAGCUGCCUUGGGGCUCACAAUUUCAUAUUCUGGUUUUAAACAGAAUGUUUCCUUUUAAAAUUAGAUUUUUAUUAUUCAUUCUUGACCAGGUUCAUCACUAGAUGCUGUUUCUGAUAAGAACUAUGAUUCCAGCAAAUUAGGGUAAUGGAUACAUUUUGCAGUUUUGAAUAAAAGCUGUUACAAUUUCUAAAUUACUUUAUAAAGUCCUUACAAUUCCUACAUGUCACCUCAUCGCGUGUGACUUGUUUUAUAUUAAACUAGAGGCCCGAUGCACAAAAUUCAUGUAUGGGUAGAGUCCCUAGGCUUAGCUGGCGAUCAGGGCCUAUCUGUGGGCCAAACAGCAGGGUGAUCUGGGGGCCCCCACUGGCACCCGCCUUGGCUGGCCAGGGGUCUGCGGGCUGGGGGUAGCUCCUGCAUUCAGUGUCUGCCCCAUGGUGGUCAGUGGGCAUCAUAGCAACCGGUUAUUCUGCCAUUCAGUCGAUUUACAUAUUAGGCUUUUAUUAUAUAGGAUGCUGCUUUUGCCCAUUGUGCCACCAUUCAUUCCAGUGCCACUAGUUCUCAAAGUGCAUUUAGAGACACUGUAACUGAGUCAAUGGUCACACCUCUUCACCCGCUGUGUUUCCUGGCAACCCGUCUUCAUCCGUCUCCCCUGCAUGCAGCUGAUAAUCACGUGGAGAAUUUAAUCCAAGAAGUCUGGCUGUGACUGCGAGAACUCUUGUGCCUUUUGGGUGUCAUCCUUACAACAAAUGUGUAAGCUAGGAAUAUAUGAACUAAUGUUGAGUAUAUCUUCCACAUGAAUGCCCUUUGGAUAAAGUUAUUUUUCAAUGUGCUACAACAGUGCCUUGUUUUUGUUCUUAUUCUCUAAAUGUUAUCAAAACCAGUAGAAAAGUUUGAAAUAAAAUGAAUGUAGUCUAUUA
Molecule: messenger RNA, 4206 nt
Organism: Eptesicus fuscus (big brown bat)
Lineage: Eukaryota; Metazoa; Chordata; Mammalia; Chiroptera; Vespertilionidae
Gene: CPNE3
Product: copine 3
Exons: 17
Coding region: 162-1766 (534 amino acids)
Biological process (GO): ERBB2 signaling pathway; cellular response to calcium ion
Cellular component (GO): plasma membrane
Molecular function (GO): calcium-dependent phospholipid binding; receptor tyrosine kinase binding
Source: RefSeq, a predicted model, not a curated record